Leucoraja erinaceus (little skate) is the source of this 6612-nucleotide messenger RNA. RefSeq names its product mucin-2-like. The record is from RefSeq and is a predicted model, not a curated record. The transcript has 4 exons. The coding region runs from base 1 to 6612 and encodes 2203 amino acids. NCBI's taxonomy places the organism in Eukaryota, Metazoa, Chordata, Chondrichthyes, Rajiformes, Rajidae.
AUGUCGCAAUCUACAGCAGUAGCGACCACAUCCCAAAAUACUGCACCAGAGAUUGCAUCUGAAACUACUACAGGAGAGACAAUGUCCCAAACUGCCACAGGUGUGACCAUCUCUCAAACUAUUGCAGUAGAGAUGUCCCAAAGUACAACAGUGGAGACUCAGUCCCAAAAGACAUCAAAUGAGACUACAGUGCAAACUACUGCAGGAGAGACCAUGUCCCAGAGUACAACAGGAGAGAUGAUGUCUCAAUCUAUCACAGGAGAGACCAUGACCCAAACAAUUGCACCAGUGACAUCAGCCCAAGCUACUACAGAGGAGCUGAGAUCUGAAACGAUUUCAGUAGUGACAAUAUCCCAAACUCCUGUAGAACAGACCAUGUUCCAAUCUUCAACUGAAGAGAUCACAUUCAAAACUACAACAGGAGAGACUAUGUCCCAAUCUACAGCAGUAGAGACCACAUCCCAAAAUACUGCAUCUGCGAUCACAUCUGAAUCUACUACAGGAGAGACAAUGUCCCAAACAGCCACUGGUGUGACCAUCUCUCAAACUAUUGCAGUAGAGAUGAUAUCCCAAAGUACAACAGUGGAGACUCAGUCCCAAAAGACAUUAAGAGAGACUACAGUGCAAACUAAUGCAGGAGAGACCAUGUCCCAGAGAACAGCAGGAGCGACAACGGCUCAAUCUACUACAGGAGAGUCCACGUCCAGAGCAAAUGCAGGAGAGAGCACGGUCCAAUCAACUGGAGGUGAGAGAACAUCUCAAACUACUGCUGGUGACAAGACAUCCAAAACUACUACAAGAGAGACAAUGUCCCAAACUCCUGCAGGAGAAACCACAUCUAUACCUACUGAAGGAGAGACCACAUCUCAAUCUACAACAGGGCAGACAAUGUCCCAAACUACUGCAGGAGAGACCACGUCCCAGAGUACAACAGGAGAGAUGAUGUCUCAAUCUAUCACAGGAGAGACCAUGACCCAAACAAUUGCACCGGUGACAUCAGCCCAAGCUACUACAGAGGAGCUGACAUCUGAAACUAUUUCAGUAGUGACAAUAUCCCAAACUCCUGUAGAACAGACCAUGUUCCAAUCUUCAACUGAAGAGAUCACAUUCAAAACUACAACAGGAGAGACUAUGUCCCAAUCUACAGCAGUAGAGACCACAUCCCAAAAUACUGCACCUGAGAUCACAUCUGAAUCUACUACAGGAGAGACAAUGUCCCUAACUGCCAUAGGUGAGACCACCUCCCAAACUAUUGCAGUAGAGAUGAUCUCCCAAAGUACAACAGUGGAGACUCAGUCCCAAAGUACAUCAAGAGAGGCUAUAGUGCAUACUACUGCAGGAGAGACAACGUCCAGUAUUAAUGCAGGAGAGAGCACGGCCAAUUCUACUGGAGGAGAGACAACAUCACAAACUAGUGCUGGAGAGAUGGCUUCUGAAAUUACUAUAGGAGAGACAAUGUCCCAAACUCCAGCAGGAGAAUUCACAUCCAUAACCACAGAAGGAGAGACCACAUCCCAACGUACAACACGACAGAUAUCGUUUCAAACUACGACAGGAGAGAUCAUAUCCCAAACUUCUGAAGGUGCGACAACAUCCCAAACUAUCAUAGAAGAGAGCUUGUCUCAAACUACAAUAGGACAGACGAUAUCGCAAAUUACUGCAGGAGAGACAACGGCCGAAACGACUGCAGCAGAGAACACCGCCCAAACUUCUGCAGGAGAGACAACGAUAAAAACAACUACAGGAGAGAUCGUGUCUCCAACUACUGCAGAAGAGACUACAUCACGAACUAUUGAAGUAGAGACCAUGUCCCAAUCUACAACAGGAAAAAUAAUUUCCCAAAGUACUGAAGAAGAAAGCACAUCUAAAAUUACCAUAGGAGAGACCGCGUCCCAAACUACUACAGGAGAGACCAUGUCCAGAAUUACAACAGGGGAGAUGAUGUUUCAAUCUACUACAGGAGAGACCACAACCCAAACAAUUGCACCUGUGACUACGGCCCAAGCUACUGCAGGAGUGCUGACAUCUGAAAUUACUACAGCAGAGACAAUGUCCCAAACUAGUUCAGUAGUGACAACAUCCCAACCUACUGCAGAACAGACCAUGUUCCAAUCUUCUACUGAAGAGACCACAUUCCAAACUACAACUGGAGAGGCCAUGUCGCAAUCUACAGCAGUAGAGACCGCAUCCCAAAAUACUGCACCAGAGAUUGCAUCUGAAACUACUACAGGAGAGACAAUGUCCCAAACAGCCACAGGUGUGACCAUCUCUCAAACUAUUGCAGUAGAGAUGAUGUCCCAAAGUACAACAGUGGAGACUCAGUCCCAGAAGACAUCAAGAGAGACUACAGUGCAAACAACUGCAGGAGAGACCAUGUCCCAGAGAACAGCAGGAGAGACAACGGCUCAAUCUACUACAGGAGAGUCCACAUCCAGAGCAAAUGCAGGAGGGAGCACGGUCCAAUCAAAUGGAGGUGAGAGAACAUCUCAAACUACUGCUGGUGACAAGACAUCCAAAACGACUACAAGAGAGACAAUGUCCCAAACUCCUGCAGGAGAAACCACAUCUAUACCUACUGAAGGAGAGACCACAUCUCAACCUACAACAGGACAGACAAUGUCCCAAACUACUGCAGGAGAGACCACGUCCCAGAGUACAACAGGAGAGAUGAUGUCUCAAUCUAUCACAGGAGAGACCAUGACCCAAACAAUUGCACCAGUGACAUCAGCCCAAGCAACUACAGAGGAGCUGACAUCUGAAACUAUUUCAGUAGUGACAAUAUCCCAAACUCCUGUAGAACAGACCAUGUUCCAAUCUUCAACUGAAGAGAUCACAUUCAAAACUACAACAGGAGAGACUAUGUCCCAAUCUACAGCAGUAGAGACCACAUCCCAAAAUACUGCACCUGAGAUCACAUCUGAAUCUACUACAGGAGAGACAAUGUCCCUAACUGCCAUAGGUGAGACCAUCUCCCAAACUAUUGCAGUAGAGAUGAUCUCCAAAAGUACAACAGUGGAGACUCAGUCCCAAAGUACAUCAAGAGAGACUACAGUGCAUACUACUGCAGGAGAGACAACGUCCAGUAUUAAUGCAGGAGAGAGCACGGCCCAUUCUACUGGAGGAGAGACAACAUCACAAACUAGUGCUGGAGAGAUGGCUACUGAAAUUGCUAUUGGAGAGACAAUGUCCCAAACUCCAGCAGGAGAAAUCACAUCCAUAACCACAGAAGGAGAGACCACAUCCCAACGUACAACACGGCAGAUAUUGUUUCAAACUACGGCAGGAGAGAUCAUAUCCCAAACUUCUGAAGGUGCGACAACAUCCCAAACUAUCACAGAAGAGAGCUUGUCUCAAACUACAAUAGGACAGACGAUAUCCCAAAUUACUGCAGGAGAGACAACAGCCGAAACGACUGCAGCAGAGAACACCGCCCAGACUUCUGCAGGAGAGACAACGAUAAAAACUACUAGAGGAGAGAUCGUGUCUCCAACUACUGCAGAAGAGACUACAUCACGAACUAUUGAAGUAGAGACCAUGUCCCAAUCUACAACAGGAAAUAUAAUUUCCCAAAGUACUGAAGAAGAAAGCACAUCUAAAAUUACCAUAGGAGAGACCGCGUCCCAAACUACUACAGGAGAGACCAUGCCCGUAAUUACAACAGGGGAGAUGAUGUCUCAAUCUACUACAGGAGAGACCACAACCCAAAUUACUGAAAGAGAGAUCACAUCUGAAACUGCUACAGGAGAGACAAAGUCCCAAACUACAACAGUUGAGACAACGCCCCAAACUACUGCAGUAGAGAUCUUAUUCCAAACUACUGCAGGGGUGAUGAUUUCCCAAAGUACAACAGGAAAGACUACAGUCCACACUAUUGCAGGAGAGACCGGGUCCCAGAGUCCAACAGGAAAUAGAAUGUCUCAAUCUAUUACUGGAGAGACCACAUCCAGAACUAUUGCAGGAGAGACUACGGCCCAUUCUACUGGAGGUGAGACAACAUCCCAAACUACUGCUGAAGUGACCAAGGCCCAAAGUACUACAGUAGAGACAACAUCUCUAAGUCCAGAAGGAAAGAUCACAUCGCAACAUACAACGGGACAAACAUCCUCCCAAACUACUUCACGAAAGAUUGUGUCCCAAACUACUGAAGGAGAAACAACAUCUCAAACGAUCACAGAUGAGACUAUGUCUCAAACAACAGGGCGCAUGAUGUCCCAAACUGCACCAGAUACCACAGCCCAAACUACUGCCGGAGAGACCACAGCACAAACUCAGAAAGGAGAGACAACAUUAAAAACUACCACAGGAGAGACCACGACCCAAACUACUGUAGGAGAGACCACAUUCCUAACUACUGAAGGAGUGAUCAUGUCACAAUCUAUAACUGGAAAAAUAAUUUCCCAAAGUACUGACGAAGAAUCCACGUCCACAACUACUGUAGGAGAUACCACGUCCCAAAUUAUUGCAGGAGGGACCAUGUCCCAGAGUACAACAGGAGAGACGAUGUCUCAAUCUACUACAGUAGAGACAACAUCGCAAACUACUGCAGGAGAGACCACAGCUCAAAUUACUGCAGGAGAGAUGAUGUCCCAAACUACAGUAGGAGAGUCUAUGUCCCCAAGUACAACAGGAGAGACCACACCCAAUACUUCUGAAAGAGAAACCAUAUCCCAAAGUAUGACAGGAAGGACAAUGUCCCAAACUGCAACAGGUGAGACGAUGGCCCAAACUACAACAGGAGAGACAAUGUUCCAAAUUACUACAGGAGAGAUCAUGUCAAAAACUACCACCGGAGAGAUCAGGUCCCAAAGUACUGCAGGCGAGACCACAUAUCUAAUUACUGAAGGAGAGACCAUAUCCCACCCUACAACAGGACAGACAUCAUCCCAAACUACUGCAGGAGAGAUAAUGUCCCAAACUACUAAAGGAGAGACCAGAGCCCCAACUAGUAAAGGAGACACCAUGUCCCAAAGUACAACAGGAAAAGUCAUAACCCAAAGUACUGGAGGAGAAUCCUCCUCCCAAACUAUUGCAGUAGACAGCAGGUCCCAAACUACCAUGGAAGGGAUCAUAUCCCUAACUACUGCAGGAGAGACCACAUUUCAAACUACUGCAGGAUCGACCAUGGCUCAAACUACUGCCAGAGCGAUGAUGCCCCAAUCUACAGCAGAAAACCCAAUGUCCCAAAGAACAACUGGAGGGGCCGCAAACCAAACUACUGCAGGAGAGACAAUGUCAAAAACGACCACAGGAGAAAUCAUGUCCCUCUCUACUACAGGAGAGAUCACAUCCUUAACUACUGCAGGAGAGAUUAUGUCCCUAUCUACAACAGGAAGAAUUAUUUCCCAAAGUUCUGAAGAAGAAUCCACAUUCCAAACUAUUGCAGGAAAGAUCAAGCCCCAAAGUACAACAAGAGAGACCACAUCCCAAUCUACUGCAGGAGAGAUGAUGUCACAAGCUGGAACAGGAGAGAACACAACCCAAACUUUCACCAAACAGGUCAUAUCCCAAACAACUCUGACUGAGGCACCCCAAACUUCUCCAACUGUGAUCACAUCCCCAAAACCAAUCAAUAUACCAUCUACUUUUACCACAAGCAACUCUUCAUUCACAACAAGGACGACUCCCACACCAACUUUAACAUUAACUUCAUCAAGCAUACCAAACUCAUUCACAAUUGCUACCACAGCAAGCACCAUAGCAAGCACAUUUACCUCACCACAUACAAUGGCAAUGACAAUCAAAAGACCAACCUCAUCGAGGAUUACCAACAAAACCACUCCAGUUACAGCUACUACAGCAAACUCACCACUCACAAGGACCACAAUAACUGCAACCACCAGUGCUGCCACACCAAAUACCAGAACAUCCUCAGUUACGACAACCAUCAGAUCUGCAAAUACCUCCACAACCAUCAGACCUACCACUUCCGCUACAGCUAUCACAACUACCACUGCCACAACCAUUGCUUCAUCCAAUUCCUCCACACCCAACACACCAAGAACUUCUACAACAAUCACACCAACCACAUCCAUCACAACCACCACACCAACCAUCACCACCAAAACCGUCACUUCAACCACAGCCAACAAACCAAUCAUUACCGCCAUACUAGGCAAGGUCACCAACCAAACCACUACCACCAAACCAGUGAAAAUUACCACAACUCCUACAGCUAUUAGACCAAGCACCACUGAAUCUACGCCUGAUCCAUCCUGUGUACCCGUGAAGUUAAUUCGUGUGAAUUUGAUCAGAGUAAAAAGUCGUGAAAUUUCGAUUUCCUGGGAAACGUCUUUAAAUGUCAAAGUUAUUUAUAACGCCACUCUCUUCAUAGCUGAUGCUCAAAUCUCCAGUUUUGUGACAUAUAAGAAAAAGGCAAUAUUUAGAGAUCUACAAUUGGCUGUGCAAUACCGAGUUGUUGUUACGGUGAGAACUUGCGAUCAGCCACACACCAUCCAGAGAACAAUCAUAACAAGUUCCAAAGCUUUGGAAGCAAAAACAAGAAUUAUAAACAGAGAGUUUAUACAAGCAUAUGAAGACAGGAAUAGUCCUGAAUAUAAAGGAUUUGCUAACAAAUUCAUUCAAGAUAGGGAGACAGUUGUCAACCCGGGCUAA